Solenopsis invicta (red fire ant) is the source of this 4451-nucleotide messenger RNA. It is a transcript of the gene elg1, whose product is annotated as ATPase family AAA domain-containing protein 5. Gene Ontology annotation, cellular component: nucleus. The record is from RefSeq and is a predicted model, not a curated record. Gene Ontology annotation, molecular function: DNA clamp unloader activity; ATP binding; ATP hydrolysis activity. The transcript has 6 exons. Bases 456 to 3926 code for a protein of 1156 amino acids. NCBI's taxonomy places the organism in Eukaryota, Metazoa, Arthropoda, Insecta, Hymenoptera, Formicidae.
GCAGCCGCAAACAUACAUGCGGCAUUCGCAUUGAAUCAAAAGCGAUAAGCAAUAUUAAAAAGGCGGGAAGUCGCGGAAGUCGUGAGCACAUCGUGAUGGUGCCAUCGUGUUAGCUCUUGUAUCCUCGAUAGACGUAAAUAUUUCACUCGAGUUCGUAACACGAAAGUGAUUUUCACGAGUUUAUAUUCGCGUCAUUAUUAAUCCCAUAAUCGAAGUUCUGGACAUCUCGUAUAUGCUUAAUGCAGUUUAACAAUAGUCUCGUCAUUGAUGUUAUGGACAAUAACGUUUCUAACAGUUUCGAUUAAUUUUUCAUCGUUGGAAUAUUCCCAUCUCUUUCAAAAAACUUUCGGUGGAAUUGAAGGAAAGGAAAAAUGAUGGCAUCACGUCUCUAACGAAACAGAGUCCACGAGUAAAGUAGAAGAGGAAGAGGAGUAGAAGGAUAUUAGUAUCGGAGUAUGAAAGACAUCAAGCAAUAUUUCGCCAAUGGCAAAAAUAUUGUCAAUAAGGAGACUACUGCUAUUGAUCAUGAUAAUGUUUCCGCGGAAAAGGAAGAGACUAUUGCGAGAGGUAAACGAAAACGCGUGAAAAUACGGAUAUCACUCAACGACUCUGCUAGCAUGUGUAAUAUAAUCGACAGCAAGAGUGACCUGAUUGACAAAACGCCUAGCCCGUUCAACGGUAAGGUAAACAAUAGUCGAAGAAUUCGACGAGACAAAACAUCAAAACCAGAUUUGGCUGAGUCGGACUUGAAGUCACAGCUGGAAAAGUAUUCAGAACCUACUGUGGAAACAGAUGGCAAUCAAUCUGAAAAAAUAGGGAAUGUCUCGCAAGAAGGUUUAAAUAAACAAAUUGUGGAUUUAGAUGACUCAUGCAACAAUGUUAUUAAUUGUAAUGCUAAAACUGAACCAAACAUGGAAUUUUACAAUAAAAUUGAUUCUCAACGAGAAGAAUCAAAUGCUUUCCAGGUUUUGAUGAAUCGUAGUAAACCAAUACAAUAUAAAUUAUCACCGCAGCAGUCCACAGAAGACAUUGAAAGUAAAGAAAAAUCAGAUUAUGUAAAAGAAUUGAAAUUGAAAUGCAAAGAGAAGCUGAUAGUUCUAGCUGAUAAAAAGGGAUAUUCAAAAAGAAAAAUGGUAGAAAUAGAAGAAGGUGAGAGAAUAGAAAGGAAUAUUGAAAAUCGCAUGAGAUUCUUUAAAGGUGAGAGUAAAGGCAACGUUAUACAUAAAAAGGAUAACAGCUUUGAUCUGUCAAUAAAAAAUAACAAACAGUCUGGCAACUUGCUGGAUUACUUUAGUAAAUCACCCUUGGGAUUGGUAAAUAAGGACGAAAAAUGCAUGUCUACUUUUGUUGUAAAAGCGGAUGUACACAGGACUCAUAAUUCUGAUGGUGAAUCUGCAGUGAAACCAAUAAUAAAUAAAAAAUAUAAGAAAUAUCCAAAGUCAGAGUUAGAUCUUUCUACAGCUGAUGAUAUUCACAUUAUAGCAUCUGAGAAUUUGUUUUCUUCACAUUCCGUCAAACAGGAUAAGCAAAAACGGGAAAAACCCCGUUGGUCCUUACGCAUAAAAUUACAUUCUGAGGAGAAUAAUUCUUUAGAUGAUACCGAUGAUGAAUUAUUUUCACCAAUAAGCAAAUCAAAAUUUAAUGCCUCGAGUAAAUCUGAAAAUUCUAUGGAAGAUAACGAAAUCAACACGAAGGAUUACGAUCGACAUCUUAAGAUGAGAGUGCGAAACAAGAAGAAAAAAGAAUUGAUUAUAAAGGACAGCAACAUUUCAAACACAGUGAAAGAUGUUUCUCUGGACUCUUCUAAUGAAGAUAUUGAUUCGAAGUCAAACAAAACGGAUGAAAAGCAGAAAAUUAAUGACGCAAGUAAAAUAACCGUUAACAUAGUAAACGAUGAUGCCAAAUGUAAAAUCAUCAGUGAGAACAUUCUGAAGAGAAAAUCGAAUGAAAAGCUAGCACCUUUAUUUACUAAACGACGUAAAACAGAUCAUCUGGCUAUUACGGCAGCCAGACGUUUAUUUUUGCAAUCAGAUAUAGUCAACAUGAAGAAUACAAACCAUAAAACGAACAAUGACACAUUACUGUUAUCCACGGUAUAUCAAUUUCCCGCUAUCAGUCAUGUUACGCAAUUGGAAGAUGAACUAGACUUGACUAGAUCCGAAAUCAAACAUAAAUUUCCGAUAAAAAUUGAGAAGAAAUAUUUGCCUUCGUUAGACAUUAAUAAUUAUAAGUAUAUCACUAAUUGUAGAGAAGUAUCAAGAGCAGCUAAAAUAAUUAACGAACCUGUAAAGGAAGACAUUGAACGAGUAUUAUCGGAAAUCGAGAAACUUUAUCCGGAUGUGCGAAAAAUGUGGAAGACUAUAUCGACUAUUAAAGGCGAUUCAGAAAAGAAAUCUUCAUCUAAGAUGAGAGGUAGAAAGACAAGAUCGCUUGAACGAAAGAGACUGUUAACGGAUAACAUUGCGAGCGAGGAAAAUCAGUCGCACAAUUGCAUGUGGACACAUAAAUAUAAACCGAUGAGUGUACAAGAGAUAGUCGGGAACGAAGAGGCCGCGGGCAAGCUAAAAGAUUGGUUGAGCGGUUGGAGAGCAUCCUUAACGAAGGAAAACGACGGCAGCAGCGGUGACGAAUUUUAUUCCUCAGACUGUAGUUCCUCGUGCAAUAAUGAAAAUAAUCAGAUCGCUGUGUUAUUAGGACCUCACGGCAGUGGAAAAAGCGCAAGUGUAUAUGCGAUAGCAGAGGAAUUUGGUUACAGUGUGCUUGAGGUAAACGCAUCUUCCAGACGGACUGGAAAAAGAAUUUUGAAGGAAUUAGAGGAAGCUACGAAGUCUCAUCGAAUUAAAAAAAGUAAACAUAAAUCUCCAUUUGAACGUAUCACGAAUGAGAAUCAAACUUCAAAAAUAUCGCAAAAUUCACUAAUUCUUUUGGAAGAUAUUGAUCUUAUCUUUGAGGAAGACGAAGGAUUUGUUUCUGCCGUGUAUCAAUUAGCAUCGAAUACCAAACGACCAAUUGUUAUGACAUGUAGAGAUACAUGCCCUCAUUUGAACAAAAUGGCACCACAACAGAACAAAAUUUACUUUCAUAAAGUGAAUGGCAACAGGGUGUCCGUCUUGCUAGAAUUAAUUUCGCUGGCGGAGACAGGUUACAGACUUCCUCACAAUUGCCUAGUAACAUUACUGCAAACGGGCGAUCUAAGACAGACACUACUCCAGCUGCAAUAUCUGUUAUUAUCAGGUCCACCAAUAUUAUUGGAACAAUCUACGAUCAUGAAGCCAUUACUUUGGCAGGACGCGCAAUAUUAUUUGUACAAGCCUGCAAUUAAACUAAACAAAAAACACAAGACAAAAAAAGAUACCAAAAGCUCCAAUAAUACCUAUAUAUUGAACAAUUUAGCGGAGGAUUUGAACAGUUUGUCUCUAAUGUCAUCUUUAAUUAACAUUGAAGAUAUGACGUUGGAUAUGUCAGAGAAAAACACGCAACCUAAUUUAUCCUUAGCUGAAAAGAUGUCUUUUUAUUUCGCUUUACAUGACUUGAACGAAGAUAUAGCAAAUUUUAUAAAGGGCCAAGUAUUGUAUAAAGAUCUCAAGGUGAACGAGCACGUGCAAAAUCGAAGCAAUAUUAUUCUGAAAAAGCAACUGAAUCGAGGAGUAGAUCUGGCACUAUCGCAUGUGACAUCCGCGUGCUUAGAUCAACGGAUCAUGGCGUUAGAUUAUCUUCCAACCGCACGAACGAUAUGUCGCGCGGAAAAUUCUCGCUCGACCACAAAUUGCAAACGAGGCAGUCGAUUUUUCCAUUAUCUGCAUAAUUUAAAAGUGCCGACCUCGUUGAUGAAACCGAAUAUCUUAGCUGCCGCGUGUAGAAUGUUACAAGAAAGAGUGAAUGAUCAAGCUGAAUCCAAGCGUAUAGUGAGUGUCACUAGUGAUUGACACUUAAAAGAAAAAAAUAUAUAUUUUUUUAUACAUGAAGAUUUAUGGAAUUUUAACAUCGCGGCAAAAAUUGCAAAAUAUAUUUUAAUGCUUUAAUAUGUUAUUUAUGUCUAAUUACGUCUAAUUAAAAUAUGUGUAUAUAAUGACUUGUUGCUUGUUGUGUAUAAAAAAUAUAUAAUCUAAAUAUCAUGGCUAUUUCCUCUGCAGUAUUUUUUUUCUUUUUUGUAGUUAAAUUUAUUAUAUUUUAGUGAUACAGGUAUAUUAAAAUAUUUUAAUGAUACAGACAUCUAUUAAAAAUUAGCUUGAUAAAAAAUUACAUUUUGAAUUAUUUAUAUUGAUAGAGGAAACGUAUCGUAAUAGCUAAUUUUUUACAAGUAUAUUCUUUAUUUUUAUCACACAUCUAGCGCUAAAUACAAUCGUUCAAUUUUGUUUAAGUAAAGAAUCAAAACACUACAGAAUAAAUGUAGAUUUUUGUACAUUGUUAUUUGUAUUUAAUUUUUAAAAAUAAAACUCAAACGGUACAUA